Messenger RNA from Archocentrus centrarchus (flier cichlid), 6646 nucleotides. RefSeq names its product CASK interacting protein 2 (gene caskin2a). Lineage: Eukaryota; Metazoa; Chordata; Actinopteri; Cichliformes; Cichlidae. The record is from RefSeq and is a predicted model, not a curated record. The transcript is spliced from 22 exons. Gene Ontology annotation, molecular function: protein binding. The coding region runs from base 511 to 4992 and encodes 1493 amino acids.
UUUACUUUGAAAGUCCCUACCGGAAGCUGUGUUCGUGUUCACGGGUGUCUUGACGCCGUGACGCCGCUGAGCGCUCUGCCCUCCGUUGUGAGCUCUCCUGUUACGACGCCGCGCUUCAGCAGCUCCUAAUCUGCAGUGUAAUGGCAGGUUGGCUUCCUGCUGCUUCCAGUUUAUCACAGACAGACUGUAAACAUAAUACUCAGUGCUUCAUGCAAGUAAAACUGCUCUAAGGCUUACUGCGACUUCAAAUAAAGAUCAUCAUCAGGAGGUUUGACAGCCAUCAGCGAUAAUGGGAAUAAACUCCUGGACCACCUUACCUGGCGCUCCGUGCCUCUAGAUGCUGCUCAGCCCUGUGUUCACCUCACUGCUGGGAUUUAGCAGCUACCUGUUAAUGUGCUGACAGAUGUUUUCUGAAGCCGUGUGCCUAAAGGAGCUUUGAAAAGACGAGAAAAAAUUGGCCUCGGCUGCUGCCUGUGAGCAGUUUGCGUGUCUGUGGUUAGGUCUGUAAUCAUGGGGAAAGAACAGGAUCUGCUGGUGGCAGUGAAGAGUGGAGAUCUCCUGCUGGCUCACAAGCUUCUCUCUAAAGUCAAGUGCAACAAAACCAAGCUGCUGGGCUCUACCAAGAGGCUGAACAUCAACUACCAAGACUCAGACGGCUUCUCGGCGCUGCAUCAUGCCGCUCUGACGGGCACCGUGGAGCUGCUGUCUCUGCUGCUGGAGGCCCAGGCCACCGUGGAUAUCAAAGACAUAAACGGCAUGCGUCCCCUCCACUACGCAGCCUGGCAGGGUAAAGCCGACUCCGUUCUAUUGUUGCUGCGAGCUGGCGCUUCAGUCAACUCGCCGUCCCAUGAUGGACAGAUACCGUUACAUCUCUCCGCACAGUAUGGACACUAUGAGGUGUCUGAGAUGUUGCUGCAGCACCAGUCUAAUCCCUGCCUCAUGAACAAGGCUAAGAAGACACCGCUAGAUUUGGCCUGUGAGUUUGGCAGAGUGAAGGUGACUCAGUUGCUGCUGAGCAGUAAUAUGGUGGCAGCCCUGUUAGAAGGAGAAGGAGGAAACAACAGCCUGGACUCUCCCUCCACCACCCCCCUCCACCUGGCAGCCAGGAAUGGACACAAAGACAUCAUCAAGUUGCUCCUUAAAGCUGGCAUCGACAUUAACAGAGCCACCAAAGCGGGGACGUCUCUGCACGAAGCUGCCCUCUAUGGCAAAACAGAUGUAGUGCGGCUGCUGCUGGACGCGGGCAUCAAUGUGAACAUGCGGAACACGUACAACCAAACAGCUUUGGACAUCGUCAAUCAGUUCACUACUUCCACAGCCAGCAGGGAGAUCAAGCAGCUGCUGAGAGAAGCAUCAAGUUCUCUUCAGGUCAGAGCAGUGAAGGACUACUGGAAUCUCCACGAUCCUACUGCACUUAACCUUCGUGCUGGAGAUCUGAUCAUGGUCCUGGAGCAGCACUCAGACGGCCGGUGGAAAGGUCACAUCCAUGACACCCAGCGGGGGACGGACCGGGUGGGCUUUUUCCCCCCUUCAGUGGUGGAGGUCCUCAGCAAGAGAGCAGGGGGCACUCUGUUCCGCCAAGCUUCAGUGCCUUGCCAACGACAGCACUUUGUGUCCAGAGCUCCACCCUUAAUCCACGGCCCCGCCCCUCAGACUGACGACUCAUACAUCCUCGGCUAUGACCCUGCAGGUGCUCCAUCGGGCAGUGAGCUCUCAACCCCAGCUAGUUCUUCUAGCUCCACUCAGGACAUUUGGGUCCUCAGGAGCUCUCCCACUGGUGACAGGAACAGUGUUGGCAGUGCCGGCAGUGUGGGCAGCAGUCGCAGCGCAGGUAGUGGCCAGAGCUCAGAGAGCGGCCACAAACAGAACGGGAUUCACAGCUGCCACAGUGCUGCCACAGUCAAGCUGGCUCCCUCUGCUGGUGAAUCAAGAGAACACGUCACAGGUGUGGACCACAGCAAACAGGUGGAUGGAUCCACAGGUGGUUCUUGCCACCAGGUUAACGGCACUCCUCAGAAAGGCUUUGUGAGGCCCGAACAGCUUCUGGAAGGGAAGGACUCUGAAGCAAUCUACCAGUGGCUGUGUGAGUUCCAGCUCGAGCAGUACACGUCCAACUUCCUCAGUGCGGGAUACGAUGUACCCACCAUUAGCAGGAUGACCCCUGAGGAUCUCACAGCCAUCGGAGUGACCAAACCAGGCCACAGGAAGAAGAUCUCCAUGGAGAUCGGCAAGCUGAGCAUUCCUGAGUGGCUCCCAGAUUACAUUCCUUCGGACUUGGGGGAAUGGCUGAGUGUGAUUGGAUUGCCUCAGUACCAGAAGAGGCUGUGUGACAAUGGCUAUGACUCCAUUACCAUCGUCAAGGACAUCACCUGGGAGGACCUGCAGGAGAUAGGCAUCACAAAACUAGGCCAUCAGAAGAAACUAAUGUUAGCAGUGAAGAGACUGUGUGACCUGCACCGCUCUCGUAACCAUGCCGACAGAACUGGAGGCGGGACUCUCAGACGAAAGCCGCCUGCUGCCCUUGAGCUGGUGGCUAUCGAACACACCCCGACGCACAACGCUCACACACGCACCGACGCUCCGUCCAACAACUGUUGCUCCUCCCCUCGCACUCCCAGAGCCCUCCUCUCCUUCCAGGACAGCGAGCUAAGCGUGGAGCUGCAGAGCGCUAUGAUGGGUAAGGGGGGAGGAGGUCCCGCUGAGAUCUUCGCCAUUAGAGGCGUGUCCUCUGCUGCAGGUGUACCUGCCAUGUCAGUCAGUCAAGAGAGCAUCGGCAUGCGCUCGCGUGGCUCAGGGAAUUCUGGAAACUCUGGAAACUUAAAUUUAGGACAUUCUCAGGAUCAUCAGGCCGCACUGUCCUUAGCCAGGACAUCGAGCCGGUCUGAGGAGAGUUUGGGUAGUGGUGCUGGGGAGGAGGUGAAGAGUGGAAGAAGCAGUCCUAGAGGCAGAAGUAGACAGAGACCCACUGAGUCAUGGGAGCACCAGAAUCAGUCUGCUGUCCCAAGUAAGGUCCCCUUCUCCCCCCUCACACCUCCACUAACACCCAGCAAGAUGCCCCGAUUUGCCUACCCGGCAGUACCGCCUAAAGCCAAACACUUCCAGUCUCCUAACCGCCCCUAUCAGCCUCAGCACCACCCUCCCUCCUCUUCAUCGUCACCAUCCCCGCAGCCUUCCUCGACACAGAAGGCGUUCAGUUACAUCCAGGCUCAGGCCGAGGUAGUCAGCGGGGUUCAGCGAGUACUUUCCAAGCCCCUGCCUGGGGCUGUCUCCCUGUUGGGGCCCUUAACUGUACAGGCCCCAGCUAAUGGCACCCAAAAAGGCCCACAAAAGAAGCGUUCCCAAAGCCUGACUCGCUAUGCUCUGUCAGAUGGUGAGCCGGAUGAAGAUGACCAUCCUGCUCCCCCCUGUACCUCUGCUUCCUCUGCAGUCAUGCCAUCCUACGCCACCCUGUCACGCAGGCCGGGACGUGGGCACGCGAGUGCUUCAGGGGCCCAGCGUCACAUCAACCGCAGCCACUCCUUUGCCGUGCGCUCUCGACGCAAAGGCCCACCCCCACCACCGCCUAAGAGGAUGAGCUCGGUAAACGACAGCCAUGCGUGUCAACCAGGAAGCCACCAAGGAGUGGAGCCAGAGGGGAAGGGAGGGGUGGAGACAGAGAGUGCAGGCAGCGUGAGGAGCAUCGCAGCCAGGCUGGAAGGCAACAGCAGCAGCCCAUCUAGGAGAAUAGAUAUACCACCAACCCACAUCCCUGCUUCACCGGCAUUCAGCCCUGUUUCCUCACCGAUCCCACGUGGAAUCCCUUCUCACACCAUCACACAGCACACCAAGUCUGUCCCAGCCUUGGGUCUUGGGGGCCUAAGGAGGGCAGGAAAUGAGAGGACAGAAGGAGACUCUGACAGACAAAGAGUUAGAAGUACAGAGAGAGAAACUGGUGAGAAAGACCGAGCAAAGAAAAGUGAAAAAAUGUCAAAGAGUGCCACUGCAUCUCCAAAGCACAGGUCCAAGGACCAUCUACCAUUUGCUGAAGAAGGUAACCUGACUAUCAAACAGCGACCCAGGAUACUAGUGGUUCCUGCUGAGGUUAAGACUCCUUCAGAGGCUGUGCAGACCCCAAACAGCUUGGAACUCCCAGAGUUCAAUCUGAAGGAGUCUGACACAGUGAAAAGACGGCACAAACCCAAAGAUAAAGACGCACUCAGUCCUGAGGAAGCUAGCAUCCUCCACAGAGAUGACAGCCACUCACAACCCAACAACCUCCACGCACAUAAUGACAUCAGCACGCUGAGUGACGAUGAAGGUCAGAGGACAGGCAAUGUCUUCCGAAGGAUGGGUUCAACGGGAAAAGGCCCAAAACCUCCAGUGUCCUCCAAACCGUCCAGUCCUCUCAAACAAACCCCCAGCAGCACACCAACAACUCCUGAAAAAACUGCUUCUUCACUGCAACCGAGUGGACAAACAGCCAUCCCUAAACUCACCAGCGUGCAGAUUCACACCGUCUCCCCAAAGCUGAGGAGCAACAUGCACCCCCUCACUUGUAUGCCCAGUCCUAAACUCGUGAAGCCCCCACAGAGGGUCAUGUCAGAACCUGAGAGUCCACAGAAAGCUGUUACUGUAUCAAGACUCCCUCAGAACGCCACAGCCUCCGCAGCAACAGCAGGUCUGAAUCUCAGCAGGGUUCAAAGUGUUGCCUUUGCCGCUCCGCCCUCCCCACUGCCGAACUCUUGCUACCCCACUGGGGUACUACCCGGUCAGGCAGGAAAAGGAGGGGUAACCCCACCCGGUGUGGCCAGUGUGGAGGUGCUGGCCCAGAAGAGACUGGAGCAAACCAGUACAUCACUGGAAGCUGCUCUCAAAGUAGUGGAGACCAAACUGGCCCAGGAGAGCAGCGUGGACGGUGGGAGCAGCACAGUGAAGGCAGCAGGCAAUAUUCUGGAUGACAUUGGCAACAUGUUUGACGACCUGGCCGACCAGCUGGACGCCAUGUUGGAGUGACGCCACAGUUUGUCACAUGCAGAAAAAGUUCUUUUCUCCAGGAAGCGGCAGAAACAGACUGGAGCAGCAGGGAGCUCAGGAUGGAUCUUUGAAGCCGUGAAGAACAGAGAGCGUGGAGAUCAGCACUUCCUGGGGUCUCAGAUCAGGCAGUAAUAUUUGAGGGUUUUCCUGCUUAACCUUUCCUCUGUUUCCAAUGUGAACACUUCGCCUUAGGACACACACCUGGGAAUGUUACUGGAUCGACUACAAGCAGCAGCCUCGAGCUUCAAGAUGAUCUUUGGCUGCUCUUCCAGAUGUUGUUCAGGACAUUAUUACUAAAAGGGAAUGAGGGGCCAUUGUAUACAUGUAAGCUGUAGAUAUACAGAUCAGUGCAUCUGUGUGUGCACUGAACAUAUUAACUUGAUUAUAUUUAUACAGUUUGUUUUGGACCAAAAGAGUUCCUGCUUUAACUCAUUAUGUUGUAUAUUAGCAACAUAGUUUUUUAUUUAUAUAUAUAUAUAUAUAUAUAUAUAUAUAUAUAUAUAUUGCUGCUUAUAGUCUGUUACAGUUACUGUUUAAUGUAGUAAAAGUGUGAUAUUUCAUAAAUGUAUAUUUGAUUGGACUGGAAUUGUUUUUACCAAAGUCUUUAAACCAUAAACAGAUGUUUAACAGCUGGGAGGUCGUCUCAGGUUUCCUGUAAACGAGAAAGAUGAUUUUAAACAUGUUAGUGACUGCACGCUGCUAUGGAGGGUCAGUGGUGCCAAAAUGUUUAACUGGCUUAUUAACUGAUAUGUUUGUAUUUUCAAUUUGAUAUUUUUAUCUACAUUCAAAUUAAUGAAUAAUUGGAUGUUGAUUUGAAAUGGCACUAAUUUUUAAAAAGCUUUUUCGAACAUUUCUUAAUUUUGAUUUCACACGAUUUAGCAGUUACUGUUUCCAUUUUUAAACUGUUUAAAUGUUCGGAGUGUUCAGAGGGAAACAGCAGAAGCUUUUUCACUCUCUCAGCUCUUUAAAUGCAGUUUAUGGUCACCAAAUAGAAACUUUAAAUGCUAAAGAACAAAACUAAUGAUGGUUUAUUAUGUACAGAACUGAACUGUAAAACUUUGAGUUUUAUAUCAAUUACUGUGGCAUACUCCAGCCUCCAUAGAGCAGGGACCUUUCUCACAAAUGUAGGUAACCAGCUAACUUUGAUGAUAAAAACUGUUCUGACCUUUGUUCUUGUUCUCUAAGAAUAAUUACUUUUCUCUGCCGCAGUGAAGCAACCAGCAGUUUCGUGCUGGAAUUAAAUCUGUUACUCUGAGAAGUUUAUUGUAGCACUGACAGUGCUUCCUUCCCUGUUCACGUUAAAGUUCUCAGUCUCUGACCACAGCUGACUGUCCAGUUCAAUACGUGUUUGUGAACCUUUCUUAUUCAGUGAGGACCUUUUAGAAAAGCCUUCAGCCAUCUUUAAUUCUUCCUUCAUUCCUCUGCACCCCCUCAUUUUAAAAAUGCACUCAGACCUUUGCUGGGAAGAUUUGGUUAAAAGAAAGGAAGUUGGCUUGUUACAUUUUUUAGAUAUUUAUGCAAAGUUUCUUCCUCAGUUGUUUCACUGUUUUUGUUUUGAUGAAAUACUUUUAUUAGUGUUUCCUUCUGAAAUCUGUGUCAUCCCAGAAAUGAUUAAAAGAGGAAUUUGUAUGGA